AUGGCCAGGAGCUGGAUCGAGGCCAGCAGGCUGCUGCUGUUGCUUCUGCUCAUCCUGCAGCUCAUCGCGGCGACGCCAGCGGCGCGCAAUCCAAAUUCAUAUGGCAACAGCAACAAUAUUUGGCGACACGUUCGCCUGGUAGCCAGCGGCAGCGCCACCUCUGUUCAAGAGCGCGAACGCAAUGCCUAUCAGCUGCUCAAGGCAAACAGCAGCAGCACCGCCUCCCCCACCACUACUACCAGCAGCACCACAACCACCACUAGCACCACCACCACAACAUCUGCACCACGCCGCACCGCCAAGCAGCUACUGCGCCGCGAGGAUCUGAACGUGCCCGAGAGUAAUAUUUCGAGUGCGGCGCGCUUGGAAAUGUCCACCGAGUUCUUUGUGGUGCCCACCCUGAUAUCGAGCACCAGCAGCAAUAGAAACAGCAGCGAAACUACCACUAAAGCCACGCCCACGCGCAGCCAGGGCGCCCGAGCACGCGCCGCCAACACGCCGCGUGCCACACAGAGCGGCGGUGCCACACCGCCCAGCAUUGUGUCCACCACCCAGCUGCCGUUUGCAGGCCUACGCAAGGAGGUGUGGGUGGUGCCUGUAUUGGUGCUGGCCAGCCUUACGAUGCUUAUGAUGGGCGCCUUCGAGAUCUUUGUGCUGUUUAAGGCCUGGCGCACUUCACCCUCGCGCCGUCAUCUGUUUCUGGGUCAGAUGCUACUGCUGGGCUUGUUUGCCUGCGCCGGAUUGGGGGCUGUAAUUACUGCACAGCCCACGUUGCUCAGCUGUGGCGCCAUACGCUUUGGCGUGGGCGUGGCCUACGCCUUGGUAUUUGCCGCACUGCUCGUUAAAUGCGUGUUCCUAAUCAGCUUGAAUGGCGGCGUCUAUUUGCCAGCACCGUACCAGGGCCUGCUGCUGCUCUUCGCUCUGCUCAUCCAGGUGGCUAUCGGAGCACAGUGGCUGCUGACACAACCACCCGAGAUUUAUACCACCAGUGUACCGGUCAUGGGCAGCGGAUUCCUGUCCACGACAGUCGCCUCGCAGACCAACUACUCGGCGCUCUUCUACCCGACAUCCUACACCACGCUGGAUGGCACGCCGGAGAUCUACACGAGAAUCGCGGCUGUGAGCACCGUGCUGAUACCGUUAUGCAAGACGCAGUUCUCUGAGCUGCUCUUCUCACUGAUCUACAUUGUGUUCCUCAUUGUGUUCAUUGCGGUGCUGGCGAUAAAGUCGCGUGGCAUUCGCGACAACUAUCGAGAGGCGACAUAUAUCGGUCUGGCCAUUGGUGGCGCCAUUCCCAUCUGGCUGGGCUGGAUGCUGUGCGGUCUGGCUGUGGCCGAGCGGCAUAAGGACGCGUGCAUUGCAUUUGGAUUGGUGGCAACGUCGGCCACCGUUUUCCUGGUCAUGUUCAUGCCGAAGGGCAGACAGCUGGCGGCAAUGGGCAAGGAGGGUCUCUACGUUGAGGAUCGGGAGGAGCAGUUCAGUUCGCUGAGUCGUGCCGGAUCCGGCUAUUCGCCAUCCUUCUUUCACUUCAAGCCCAUCAAGUAUGGCGUCAUGAGCGGCUGUGGCCUGCCAAAUUCCGCUACGAAUACCGGCCAGGGCCUCAGCUCCAAGCACUGUUCCAGUGCCAACAAUGGCGGUGAUCGAGUCGCUUUGGUCACCGCCGCACCGCCGAGCUAUACACGUAUGUAUCACUAUUUUCCAGCACAUUUGAGCGCGCACCCGUUCUGUUAUUACCCACCCGCACCACCACCACCACCACCGCCUGCACCGCCCACACAACUGGCCACACCGUUGACCCUCAAACAGCUGGGUAACUCGCUUACCUCCAUGACACAGGCGGCGCAAUUGGCCAAAACGCUGCGCUAUGCGCCAGGCAUGUUUAUACGACCCGACGAAACGAAUCUCUAUACGACGCUGGAGCCCACUUUGAGCAGCAAUCCGAAUGUUUAUUUUCAGCGAAGCGGCGCGGUCCAUCCCGGAAUAUUGUACUGACUGGAGGAGCAAAGGAAGAUGGCAGAGAAUCACUGGAGCUAUCGAGAGCACUGGAACUGAGUAUUUUUUCUUAAUAUUAAGCUGCAGCACAUAGCGCUCCCACACACACACACACACACACAUACACACACAACCCUAAUACGGCUCCCAAGGAGCAGCAAUAAGUGAAUAAAUGGAAUAAUUAGUUUAAUACA
Molecule: messenger RNA, 2186 nt
Organism: Drosophila hydei
Lineage: Eukaryota; Metazoa; Arthropoda; Insecta; Diptera; Drosophilidae
Exons: 3
Coding region: 1-1992 (663 amino acids)
Biological process (GO): G protein-coupled glutamate receptor signaling pathway; regulation of synaptic transmission, glutamatergic
Cellular component (GO): membrane
Molecular function (GO): group II metabotropic glutamate receptor activity
Source: RefSeq, a predicted model, not a curated record